Molecule: messenger RNA, 1413 nt
Organism: Haemorhous mexicanus (house finch)
Lineage: Eukaryota; Metazoa; Chordata; Aves; Passeriformes; Fringillidae
Gene: GALM
Product: galactose mutarotase
Exons: 8
Coding region: 163-1197 (344 amino acids)
Biological process (GO): beta-D-galactose catabolic process via UDP-galactose, Leloir pathway; glucose metabolic process
Molecular function (GO): aldose 1-epimerase activity; carbohydrate binding
Source: RefSeq, a predicted model, not a curated record
GCGGCUCCGCCCCGCACGGGAAGCGAACGAGGGUUGUUCUGGCUGCCCUUUGGAGCUGGGAGUGCUCCGCUCCCGCCGCCAUUGCUUCUUCGUCCUGAGCGUCCUUCCCGGGCAGAGCUGCGGCCCCCGCCGGAGGUGCCGGUGGCCGGCUUUUAGGGAGCCAUGACGACGGUGCGCAGAGAGGCGUUCGGGCGGAUGCCUCCGGAGGAGGGAGGCGGAGAGGUGGAGAAGUUCGUCUUACAGUCGGACAGCGUGAAAGUGGAGAUCCUGUCUUUUGGGUGUAUCAUCACCACUCUUGAGACAAAAGACAGAGAUGGGCAGUUUUCAGAUAUUGUCCUAGGAUUUGACACUUUGGAAGGUUACACGGGGAAGCACCCGUUCUUUGGCACUGUCGUGGGCCGUGUUGCCAACAGGAUUGCAAAUGGGAAGUUCACCGUGGAUGGGAAGGAGUAUCAGCUGUUCCUCAACAACGGGCCCAACAGCCUGCACGGAGGAGCCAAGGGAUUUGACAAGGUUCUCUGGAGCGCCGAGGUGCUCCCGAAUGGCGUCCGCUUCUUCCGUCUCAGCCCCGAUGGCGAGGAAGGCUACCCUGGUGACUUGAAAGUCUGGGUCACCUACACCCUCAGUGGCAGGGAGCUGGCCAUCAACUUCCAGGCCCAGACCAGCAAGACCACCCCCAUCAGCCUGACAAACCACUCGUACUUCAACCUGGCAGGGCAGGGCUCCCGGGAUGUCUAUGACCACGAGAUCUCCAUUGAAGCAGAUUCCUACCUGCCUGUGGACAACACUCUGAUCCCUACUGGGGAGGUGGCUGCUGUGCAGGGCACUGGAUUUGAUCUCCGGCAGCCUGUGGAGCUGGGCAAGCACUUCCAGAAGUUUCACCUGGAUGGCUUUGACCACAACUUCUGCCUGCAUCAGGGGCAAGAUCGACGCCUUGUGGCCAGGGUUUUCCACCCGCCCACCGGUAGGACCAUGGAGGUUCACACCACACAGCCUGGCAUCCAGUUUUACACUGGGAACAACCUGGAUGGCUCCCUGAAGGGCAAAGGUGCUGCCACGUACCCCAAGCACUCGGCUUUCUGCCUGGAAACCCAGAACUGGCCCGAUGCCGUUAACAAGCCUCACUUCCCCAAGGUCCUGCUCCAUCCUGGUGAGGAAUACAACCAUACCACGUGGCUCGUGUUCAACACUGCUUGAGGAGAAGGGCUGCUGACUCCCAGCACUAAGAGGGGACUUGCACUUCGUUGAGGGCUUCCUGAUGGUGAACGGCUGAAAGGAAAACAAUCCACAAUUAACAUUUCAGUAGUUGCUUGGGAAUCACAUAUACAGGAAAAAGCAACAGGAGUAUACCCAGACUGGCUCCCUUUAAGCACUUUUAAAAUAAAAUAAAAUAACCAAUCACUACUGACAAAA